ACCUGCCCUCCCGUCGCCAUUUUUCGGUCUCGUACUCGCACUUCUGGUGGCUCGGGUGAGGGGGGGGACGAGCAGAAAGAAGGGAAAGUAUAAAAUAUAGAUAUCGUUAAGGCGGGAUCCCUCGUGAGCUGUGUGGAAUGCACGCGAGAGCUACAGUAGAACGUACUGGCUCCUGAGAUGCACGCGCAGGAGACAAGCCGCUGCCGUGAAAUAAUUUUUUGUGUGAAGACGUGUUGCGGGCCGCCAUUUUUCUGCUGUGCUGCCUGUAAAGUCUGCUCCGACUCGAGAAAGGGGAUUCAAAAACGCAUUUCCAUGACGUGUGCCUUAUCGUAAGAUCAAGAAGAUACAAACUAACCAUCUCGUUUCCGACCUGCGGCUACUGGCAGCCCUUUUUUUUUCUCCUUCUUCUUGCAGACAUGAGGAUCUAACAGAUGAAAAACUGAGGCCACCUUUUUUCCGUUUUCAUAACUGACACAUUGACUGGAGGAGAUAAAUUAUCAGAAGAGAAGAAAGCGUUGUGUGUUUCUCUCGGAAGGCGGAACGAAAAAGGGAAGCUUCAUUGAUCAUUUGUUGCUUCGGCCUCCGUCGAUGUUCGUCGUAAGUUUUUGGCUUUUUUUUUUUUUUUUUUUUUAACUCAAACACAAUCACUCAGCCAUUGAACUGCUGAACACAGGAACCACAUUAUGCUCCAAAGUUGGAUCAAGCCAGUCGCAGCCUCUCUCUAAAAACGUCAGGUUGUUUUUUUUUUUCUCGCUUGUUAUUUUUGUUUUUGAUUUUUUUUUUUUUUUAAACCUCUCCGGAGCCUGCAGCGUUAGUGCAAAAAAAAAAAAAAAACCCUGUGAGGGCGACGAAUGCCCUGCCCUGCAUCUUCCAAAUCCUCCAAUUUGCUGUGAUUGGCCAAUCCCAACCACUAGCACACACACGAUUUAACUUAUUGUCUGUUUUCUUUUUUCUGUAGACUUGAUAUUAACUUAUUUUUUUUUUGGAAUAGAAAUGUCAACUGCUCGGUUUGAUUCAGCUGAUAGGUCCGCCUGGUAUUUUGGACCAGUGUCACGACAAGAGGCACAGAAUAGGUUACAAGGACAGAGACAUGGCAUGUUUCUUGUUCGAGACUCGUCGACCUGCCCGGGCGACUACGUCCUGUCAGUAUCUGAAAACUCCAAAGUGUCUCACUAUAUCAUCAACUCAUUGCCUAGCAAAAGGUUUAAGAUAGGCGACCAAGAGUUUGAGCACCUCCCUGCUCUCCUGGAGUUCUACAAAAUCCACUACCUGGAUACGACCACGCUGAUAGAGCCAGCCCCCAGGUACCCAAGCACAGUGAGUUGUCCCAUCCAGCCCAUGAGUGCCCCAGAGGAGAACCUGGAGUAUGUGCGGACUCUAUACGACUUCACCGGCAGCGAUGCGGAGGACCUUCCCUUCAAGAAGGGGGAGAUCCUCAUCAUCCUGGAGAAGCCCGAGGAGCAGUGGUGGAGCGCCAAGAGUAAAGAGGGACGCGUUGGGAUGAUCCCUGUGCCCUAUGUGGAGAAAUUGGUACGACCCUCGCCUCACCCCGGCCAGCCUUCCCACGGAUCUCGUAACUCCAACAGUUAUGGGAUCCCCGAGCCCUCCCACGCCCUCGUCCACGCCUACGCCCAGCCCCAGACACCUUCACCAUUGCCCCCUGGCACACCUGGAGCAGUUACCAACCCUCUACCGUCCAUGCAGAACGGCCCUGUCAUGGCAAAGGCUAUCCAGAAACGAGUGCCAUGCGCCUACGACAAAACAGCUCUUGCUCUAGAGGUCGGCGACAUCGUCAAGGUGACACGGAUGAACAUCAACGGUCAGUGGGAGGGAGAGGUGAACGGGCGGCGGGGUCUCUUCCCAUUCACCCAUGUCAAAAUCAUAGAUCCCCAGAAUCCGGAUGAGAGUGACUGACCUAAGAGUUCGACUGGACCCUCUCACCAGUAAUCGACCUGCACCUGAAUGUGCUGGCUGUCUCCACCUUUUCCCGCCAGUGUCAUCACGGUUACGUGCUUGCCUGCUUGGGGCUGUACAAUGAUAGCGACCCCUCUGUUGUUGCCAACCGUUGCAAGGCUUUCUGACUGUUUACAGCUUUGGACAUUGGAUCCAAACUAAAAACCUGACCCCACUUCUCCCAGUUCCCUUUUCCCCAUGUCUUGGUUCCAGGCUGGGCAGUGUUUUUUUUUGUUUUGUUUUUUUUGCAUUAGUGUCCUUUUCAUUUCCAGAUCACUGGGCAUCAGUGUGAGUGUGUAUGUGUGUGUAUGUAUAUGUGUGUCUGUUCACAUUAGAUAUUUACCACAUUACAUCACGACAGGUCUGUUUAUAUAUAUAUUUUUUAAUUUGAUUCUCUGAAUAUUUGUGAUGUUUGAAGUCUUGGGGACUUUAGAACGUGUUGGUGUGUGUUUGUUUCGUUGACGUGAGGAUAUUUGUACGAAGUAGGGAAAAGCGAAUAAUCCCUAUGGACUUGGGAGAGCACUGAGGCAAUGAGGAGCUAACCAGCCAGUCAAAUGUUAUUUCUCCAAAAAAAAAAACAAUCAAGUCACUGUUGUACCUUAACCAUCAAACACAAGCACACAUGCGUACACACACUUAUUGACCGUGAGCUAUUCAGGUUGACAGGUUUUUGACGCGCAUGUGAUGUGUGACUGAGGAAGCAGGAGAGAUGGGUUUGCGGAGGAACGCGCUCAAGUCUGGCUGACGAGACUUAUUUAUCUUUUGUUAAUAAGACACGACAUGGCCAUAUGUGAUUUCAUCUUUUUCUUAUUUGUGCCACAUGAUCAACAAUAGUUUUUUUGUUUGUUUGUUUAUUUGUCUUUUAAUUUGUAAUGGGGUAACUUUGCAUGUCCACUUGGUACCUCUCUUUACUGUCCUUUUAUAUUAUUUUGAAAUAAAAAGGACAUUGCUUAGAGAUUAGCAGGUUUUUAGUGCCAACAGCACCAAGCACUAGAAGAUAUAUGUCAACUUUCUGCAUAGGAGUGCAAAGCUUUGAACAGGUUUUCAAGUCAAAUAGCAAUGGCAGUAACCUUUGGGCAGCACUUCCCACAAGCAUCUGACUACAACGCUUGCUAAAAACGCAGUGUGGGCAGGAGGACUGAAGGCUAUCCACUGAGGUGAGAAACUACACUCUCAGUGGCUUAGGUCUGGAAGAGGGAAUGCCUCAGUAAGCCAAUGAGAUCCCAUCAAUGCCUUUUUCAGAGAGUAAGAUAAAUGCAUCUCUUAGCGCAUGCAAUCCCCUCUCGAAAGUUACGUUUUUUAAUGUGAUGAUGAUACUCUUUGUCAAUUUAGGAUUUCAACCAGCUUUAUUCCUUAAAUACUUUGUCUGUGCACAAUUGUUGUGUCUCUUUAUGCAAACCGACCCUCUCGGAGUAGUGGAAAGCAUCUUUGUUCACACUUUGCUGCAACCAAUUCUAUUUGAUCAGUAGGAGCCGAGGAUUAAACAGUUGUGCAAACAGUGCCGACCCUUAUAUUUCUGCUGUAUAAACGGACGAUUUCACCUCCCCUCGUCUCUCCUAGUGCUUUCCGUUCAAAUCAUUGCUCAGCUGUUCACUCAGAGUAACAUUGUGCAGUUUUUAGUUUAGUUUUUUUUUUUUUUUUUUUUUUUUUUGUUUUUGUAGUUUAUAGUCAGCUAUUAAAUCAAGCAUUUUUGUUAAAAUGAGUGAUGUUAUUAAACAAAAAGUACCUAAGGUGACAUUUACAAAAGGGAAAAAUGCCUGCUGGUUGCCUCUGUGCAUGACCUCUUGGCCGGGGAGAUGGUUCUACCUGGCUAAAUGCUGCUUAAUGUCAUUUAUGUCCUUAUUAAAUAAAGGUUUCUUUUAUUUUGAUCCCUCCUGGUGUGUGCAAACAAACCAGUGCAGGUUUUCCUCAUCAAACUUAAUGAAAUCUACUAAUUAAGCAAUACACCCUGAUUAUUUCCUUUUCUUGAGGUGAACUUGCUUUUCUCAUGCUUCUGAGUUUUGUAAUGGCAUUAACAGUAUUACUGUGCUCUCUUCUCAUAUUCUAGGAAAGCCUGUCUUUUACUUAAGAAUUGAAAAUUGUGCCUUUUAUUUUCUUAUACCAUUUACAUGUGUUAAUAUUUCCCAUGGUUAACACCUGUGCUGGUAUUGACCCUUUAUGUACAGAACAAGUAAAUAAAAUUUACGUCUACUUCUUUAA
Molecule: messenger RNA, 4152 nt
Organism: Larimichthys crocea (large yellow croaker)
Lineage: Eukaryota; Metazoa; Chordata; Actinopteri; Sciaenidae
Gene: crkl
Product: v-crk avian sarcoma virus CT10 oncogene homolog-like
Exons: 3
Coding region: 994-1914 (306 amino acids)
Biological process (GO): enzyme-linked receptor protein signaling pathway; cell migration; positive regulation of ERK1 and ERK2 cascade
Cellular component (GO): cytoplasm
Molecular function (GO): signaling adaptor activity; receptor tyrosine kinase binding
Source: RefSeq, a predicted model, not a curated record